AUGAGGUGCUGCUAUGUCAAACUGGAAGAAGUCAAACUCCCCUUUGUGCUCCCGACCCAUCACAAGCUGUUGAUUCAGGAGGGAGGAUGCAAUGGAAAAUCAAUACGUUCACGUUUAAAGAAAGACUCCACCAACACAGGUGGAACAGCUGUAGAUUUAUGGACACUUCUAACUCAAUGUGCACAGGCUGUGGCAGGCUAUAACCAAAGGAAUGCAAAUGACUUACUCAAGCAGAUUAGGCAACACUCUUCACGUUUUGGAGAUGGACUUCAUCGUUUAGCUCAUUACUUUGCCAUUGGCCUUGAGACAAGAUUGGCUGCUGGGACACAAUUAUAUAUGCCUUUUGAAGUGGCAACUGCUGCUGAUAUGCUGAAAGCUUACAAACUAUUUGUUACACCCUCUCCUUUGCAGAGGAUGUCAAAUUUAUUUACAACCAAGACAAUCAUUAGUCUUGUGAGGAAUGAGAGCAGUGUUCAUCUUGUUGACUUUGGCAUUUGCUAUGGUUUCCAGUUGCCCUGCCUUAUCAGGAAACUGUUAGAAAGACAAGGUGGUCCUCCAAGGCUUCAAAUAAUCGGAAUUGAUCUUCCGCAGUCAGGAUUUCGGCCUGCGGAAAGGGUUGAGCCGUUGAGGAAACCAGGUGGCAUUUGGAGAACUACUGCAAGAAGUUCAAGUUUAUCAGGAAGAUUAAUCCAAACAUCUUCAUCCGUGGUAUAUUCAAUGGCAUUCUACCACUUCUCAUCACUGUUUGAUAUGUUUGAUGCUAAUGUGCAACGAGAAGAACCACAAAGGGAGAUGCUUGAGAAAGGGUUGUUUGGACGGAAUGCCAUCAAUGUUCUAGCGUGUGAAGCAGAGAGGGUGGAAAGGCCCUAUAAGCAGUGGAGGGUUAGGAACCUGAGAGCUAGGGUCAAGCAAGUCAGGUUGGAUCCUGAAUUGAUGAAGAGGGAAUAUCAUAAAAAUUUUGUAGUGGCUGAGGAUGGCAAGUGGGAUUUUCAGGGGUGGAAAGGGCUUAUUCUCAAUGUUUUUUAUGCUUGGGUUCCUGCUUAA
This is a messenger RNA of Abrus precatorius (Indian licorice), 1044 nucleotides long. RefSeq names its product scarecrow-like protein 11. Gene Ontology annotation, molecular function: DNA-binding transcription factor activity; sequence-specific DNA binding. The transcript is spliced from 2 exons. NCBI's taxonomy places the organism in Eukaryota, Viridiplantae, Streptophyta, Magnoliopsida, Fabales, Fabaceae. Gene Ontology annotation, cellular component: nucleus. Gene Ontology annotation, biological process: regulation of DNA-templated transcription. The record is from RefSeq and is a predicted model, not a curated record. The coding region runs from base 1 to 1044 and encodes 347 amino acids.